Molecule: messenger RNA, 384 nt
Organism: Racocetra persica
Lineage: Eukaryota; Fungi; Glomeromycota; Glomeromycetes; Diversisporales; Gigasporaceae
Source: the annotation of a GenBank genome assembly
AGUUCUUCAGCUGCCUCAACUGGUGCGAGUUAUUUCAAAAUAGCACGCGACAAUAAUGACAAAGAAUUAAAAAUUGGUUCAUUACCUUUACAAUUGCAAGAAUAUGCCAUUAUAGAAGAUUUAUUAUUUAUAAUGAUGGGAAUUGAGGGUAAAUAUAUUGAAGCAAAUUUAUCUGAGGAUUUUACUGAAGACGAACAACAAUUGGAUGGCGUUACUUAUUCGGUGGAUGGAUCUUUAGAUCCAUCGUUAAAAGACUUAACCGAACGUAUAUUACCACUUGCAACAUAUUAUACUUCCAUAAACGCUUUCGUUGAGAUGCAUUCAAAAUUCGAGUACGGAUUUGUAAAUCACGCAUUAUGUGCCGCAAUGAGAGAAUUAUUAAAG